This is a messenger RNA of Monomorium pharaonis (pharaoh ant), 1706 nucleotides long. RefSeq lists its product as uncharacterized. The transcript is spliced from 3 exons. NCBI's taxonomy places the organism in Eukaryota, Metazoa, Arthropoda, Insecta, Hymenoptera, Formicidae. Bases 796 to 1596 code for a protein of 266 amino acids. The record is from RefSeq and is a predicted model, not a curated record.
UUUCAUAUUUAUUUCAUGUUUUGAUUUAUUUUAUUCAUUUUAUUCAUAAAAUUCUUUCUAACUGUACAAUUAUUCUCUUAUUUAUUUAGAAAAAUUGUGUUGUAGGACAGUUUCCAAUUAUACUAAAGAUAUGUCAUCUGCAUCAUGUCCUUCGUCUGGUUCAAAAAAUAUACUUUUCCUCAGGCCUCUCUCCAAAUCGUUAUUGACAAAGCGUCCACGACUAUCUAUUUCAGAUUCAGACGAAUCGACAAGAUCAUUAAAGGAUUCGCCGGUAGACUCCCCUAUUUGCAAAAAAAACUUGGUUGACAUUUCUAAAAAUAAUGAGAGUAUUGAUAGUCCAGCAAGUGACAAUUACUCAUUCAGAGUACCUGCUUCAGAUAUUAAAAAAAAACAGAUGUUGGAAUAGAAUCUGUAAUUAAAGAAACGUCACAAUUAAUAUCGGCAGCUUGCUCAUCUUUGCCAACAUUUCUAAAUGCAUCUUCCAAGGCAGACACAAAAGAAGAUGAAAGUUUAAUGUCAUUUUUGUUACUUGGGUUUAAACAUGUGCCUGCACAACAGAAAAUAAGAUGCGUGGUCCAAAUAUUAGAGAUGCUCCAGCUAGACAAUUUGUCAAAGGCAUUCACAGUCAUAACAGUGUAUUUGGUUGUGAAAAGUGUACAAUUAAAAGUGAUAGACAUAGAAAUCGUCAGGUGUUUUUAUAUGAUAAUGCACCUCUACGUACUGAUGAAUCUUUUCAAAAUAGAGAUCAACCAGAACAUCACAAGUAUAAUUCACCAUUAGAACGUGAUUUGCAACAUGGAAUGGUGUCUAUGUUUAGACUUGAUGCAUCUCGUAUAUUUAGGAGUUUUUAAACGAUGGCUACAGUUUCUCUUUGGAGUACAUGUAACAACAAUAGGCAAAAUUAAUAACGCAGCUAAAUCUCAAUUGUCUCUGGAAAUGUUACGAUAUAGUUCUUGGGUGCCUAUGGAAUUUAAUCGUCGACCUCGAUCUUUCUGUGAAUUAUCUAAAUAUAAAGCAACAGAACUGCGACGUAUCUUAUUAUACGAUGGUGUACGAAUCUCUAAGAACAUUCUGCCUUCAAAUCUGUAUAACAAUUACUUACUUCUACAUAGUGGAAUAUAUAUACUAUCCAGUCCAAGUACAGUACAGAAUCCUGUUAUGCUUGAUGCUGCGCAUGAAAUUUUAAAAGAAUUUAUAAAUCACUCUUCUCAGAUUUUUGGUAAAUAUUUUGUUGUUUAUAAUAUCCAUUGUCUGAUUCAUUUAGUUGACGAAUGUCGAAACCAUGGAAUUUUAGAAUCAUUCAGUGCUUUUAAAUAUGAAAAUUUCAUGAGCGUUAUGAAACGAUAUUUGAGAUCUACUUACAAGCCUUUACACCAAUUAAUUAGACGUGAUGCAGAAACUAAAGGGCAACUUGUUCCAAGGAAAAAUAUAGAUGAGCCAAAUAAAAUUUUGUUGAAAAAUCAGUAUGAUGGAGAUGACAGUAUUCAGGGAGAACAGUUUCAGACUGUCAUUUUAUGUAGUAUUACUCUUACAAAAAACAAGGCAAACAGUUGUUUUAAAACUAAAAAUGGAGAUGUUAUAAUCUUACCCCUAUAACCAUUUCUGCUGUGACAAAUGUUGGCAAUAGAUUCUGUUGCCAAAAAGGCGACAAAUGAGAAACAUAUUUUGUCAUUGCAAACACUAUUAGCAGAUAUUCAGCAAAUAUU